UCGGUGCACAUUAUUUUUAAAAAUGGCGGCGCCCACAGAGACGGCACCUCUCAACAAAGACGAAAAUGAUGAGCAUCGACAGUCUGAAUCUGAAGAAUUGGAUGAUACUGCAGGACCAGCGGAGCCGAGAGUGAGGGAAACUCCAGAGGACAUCUCGUUUGAAGCAGCUGUGAACGCCAUUGCGUUUCACCCCAGUCGAGAUAUCGUUGCUGCAGGAGACGUCGAUGGCGAUGUGUUCGUCUACUCGUAUUCCUGUUUGGAGAAUGGAAACAAGGAACUCUGGUCAUCUGGACAUCACCUCAAAUCCUGCAGAGACGUGGCUUUCACCAGCGAUGGUCAAAAUCUUUUCACAGUGUCUAAAGACAAGUCCAUACAUAUACUCAACGUGGAAGAGGGUAAACUCAUAAAGCGCAUCUCCAAAGCUCACGACACCUCUCUCAACAGCCUACUAUUAAUAGAUGAGAACUUGUUUGCUACCGGUGAUGACAGCGGGAUGCUGAAGGUGUGGGAUCUGCGGAAAGGUGAGGCCUUCAUGGAGAUGAAAAAUCAUGAAGAUUACAUCAGUGACAUGAUCAUUGACCAGAACAAAAAGCUGCUCCUUACUGCUAGUGGAGAUGGAACCAUGGGUGUCUUCAAUAUAAAGAGACGGAGGUUUGAAUUACUGUCAGAAUAUCAGAGCGGAGACCUGACCUCACUUGCUGUCAUGAAGAGAGGUCGGAAGGUGGCAUGUGGAUCCAGCGAAGGAACCAUUUACCUGUUUAACUGGAACGGCUUUGGGGCGACAAGCGAUCGCUUUGCAGUGAAGGCUGAGUCUAUUGAUUGUAUGGUGCCCAUCACCGACAACAUUGUGUGUACGGGGUCCAUGGACGGUGUUAUCAGAGCCAUUAACAUUUUGCCCAACCGAGUAGUCGGAAGCAUUGGGCAACAUCCAGGCGAACCUAUAGAGCAGCUUGCAAAGUCCCCAAAUGGCAACCUCUUGGCCAGUUGUGCCCAUGACCAGAAAGUGAAGUUCUGGGAUGUGUCCUCACUCGGCUCCGUCAUAGUUGACGAUUACCGGAAGCGGAAAAAGAACAAGCAACUAACUGCCCUGAGCAAGAAAGCAUUCGGAGGAGCAGAAGACUUCUUCUCUGACCUGAGGGAAGAGAGCGAAAAGAAAGAUGAAGAAACCAAUGAGGGUGGAGAAGAAGACGAGAGUGACAGCGACGACUCUGACAGCGACUAAAGAGAACCCUAGAACUGUAAGACAAAUUGUAGGACCUUUUAUACAGAAUGUUUUGGCGACUGGACUUUGCCGUGCUCCCCGUUCUUAAAUUCAGAAUCCAGGACCACAGUAUACAUGUGUGAGAGAAAUGCCCGAAAAAAAAACAUCAAUUUUCCCAAACCUCUUUUAUUUCUGAAAUA
Molecule: messenger RNA, 1401 nt
Organism: Spea bombifrons (plains spadefoot toad)
Lineage: Eukaryota; Metazoa; Chordata; Amphibia; Anura; Pelobatidae
Gene: WDR55
Product: WD repeat domain 55
Exons: 9
Coding region: 23-1222 (399 amino acids)
Molecular function (GO): protein binding
Source: RefSeq, a predicted model, not a curated record